This is a messenger RNA of Rhopalosiphum padi (bird cherry-oat aphid), 1779 nucleotides long. RefSeq names its product acyl-coenzyme A diphosphatase FITM2 (gene Fitm). The record is from RefSeq and is a predicted model, not a curated record. Lineage: Eukaryota; Metazoa; Arthropoda; Insecta; Hemiptera; Aphididae. Gene Ontology annotation, cellular component: endoplasmic reticulum membrane. The transcript has 2 exons. Bases 338 to 1336 code for a protein of 332 amino acids. Gene Ontology annotation, biological process: phospholipid biosynthetic process; lipid storage; lipid droplet organization.
CAAGACGAGAAUCACUAUAGUACUGUUAUCACGAAUAAUGAAUAAAUAAUUAAUGUUCAUGUCGGUAAUGGACUACCGAAUGCCGAACGUUGAAUAACAGGUGAAAGUAAGACGUAACUGCGCGAGUACCAAAGUGUAAUCUCUGCUGUAUUCUGUGUUGCCGGGGACCGACACGGUUAACGGCGAUCAAUCGUCGGACGUACGGACUGCGGAAACGAUGUGAUACGGUUACCGGAUUACGUGUCAUUACUUUGCGGAAUUAAAAAUACCUCUCGUUCGCACGUCGUUCGCGUGUGCAGACUAACGGCGAUUCGAUCUUAGCGUUUCGGCCCCAGACAUGACCACCAAGCGCAGCACUCGGUCGGGGUCGAUCGAGUCGAACUACAUACCGACGGGUUUGGCCAUGAGAUCCGAGACCAAAGGCACGCUGUUGGUCAGGGAACCGACGACCGUGUCCAGCAUAUUCUUGACGGUGUUGCUGUUCGCGUGCAGAAAAUAUCUGUUUUUAUCGACGCACAAACGGCUGUUUGUGUAUUUGGUCUUGCUGGUCGCUUCCGUCGUCGGCGACUUCAUCAAGUUCCCGAAAAUCUACUUCGCCAGCAGCGACACGUUUCUCAACCAGUAUCUGGUCAAGUUGGGCUGGUUCUGGACCUUGCUGUGGACGCUUUCGUUUCUGAUAACGACCAGCAAGGUAUUUUGCCUCAACUCUCGAUCCAGCAUUACCGCGCACGCCAGUCGCCUGGUCGUUGCCACGUUUUUCUGGUACUUUUGGACGAACGCUUUCAACCGGCUCGAAGACUAUUAUGGCAAGUGUUCUGGAGGCAAAGGACUGGGCCGAUCAUCGUGCAAGUCUGCUGGCCACCAGUGGAAAUCGUUUGACAUAUCCGGUCACGUAUUCAUACUCAUAUAUAGUACAUUGGUGAUGAUAAGUGAAGCGAGGCCAAUCAUUGGCUGGGAUAAAAUUCAAGACGUGUUGAGAAAUGAAGAGAACGCACGCAAAGAAGGCAAAAGUGUAGCUACCACAUUUAGCAAUCUGAAGGAAGAGGAAUUGCAAGAGAUGAAAACUGUCUACAAGCAGAUGACUCCUUGUGUACAAAUUUUAUUCUUAGUAAUCACAAUUUUUGUGGCUGUUUGGGAGUUAAUGCUUAUCACAACGAUGAUGUAUUUCCACACGAUGCCCGAAAAACUAUUGGCAGGUAUUGUGGCAAUGUCGACUUGGUUUGUAACGUACAGAGCCUGGUACAGCUCGUCAUUUUUGCCCCCUCUGCCUGGUGACGGAUUCUUUAAAAAUCAAGCACUUCAAAAGAGUGAAAUAGAUUAUGGUUUAAUUAUGUAAUCAGAAAAAAGAUUUACCAGCUACAUUAAAUUAUAAGAGAACUAUAUAAUGCAUAAAUUCACCGAAGAAUAAAAAGUUAGCCAAUCAACAGAAUUCUAUGACAAUCCUAAGUAAGAUAUCAAGUUAUAUUUUUUAAUAACUAUUUUGAUACGAGUACUUAGAUUAGAAGUUAGCUUUAUCAGGUUAUGAUUGAGUUAGAUGUUUCACCCAGAACAUAAAUAUUUAAGUAAAUACACAAUAAAAACUACGUAAUUGAUGUCUUUUAAGAAUUUUAUUAGUUCAGCAAACAUAUAUAUAAGUUGAAAUUAUAUCUAAAUAUGAUAUUUAUAUUAUGUAGUUAUAUAAUAAUUGGGGAUAAUUGAGUUGUCUGUUAUAUUUAAAUCAUAGAGUAAAAGAAUGUAAAAAAUGAAUUAUAAUAAAAAAAAAGUUUCAUUUGCUUGUAC